AUGGCGGAAAAGACUGACAUUGAGCGCGACAUGAGCGUGUCCAAGACGGAGGAUGUCAAGUUUGGUGAGAUUUCGAAUGAGACUCUCAGUCCGGAGGAGGAUAAGCGGCUGUUAAGGAAGAUUGAUAGAUGGCUCCUCCCCGUCAUGGCAUUUUCAUAUCUUUUUCAAUUCCUGGACAAAUCCGCCCUAGGAUUCACCGCCAUCAUGGGCAUCCGAACUGAUCUCCAUCUCACCGGCAAAGAGUACUCCUGGUCCAGCGGCAUCUACUACUUCGGCUACCUAGUCGCUUCAUACCCAGCCGCCAUGCUCAUGGUGCGCUGGAAAGUCGGCAAAGUAAUCACCAUGUCUGUUCUUGUCUGGGGCGUAGUCCUCAUGCUCACAGCCGUAACCUUCAACUCGGGCUCUCUCCUCGCCGACCGUUUCUUCCUCGGCGUCACGGAAGCCCCCAUCGCGCCGGGCCUCACAAUCGUCGUGUCCAUGUGGUACAAGCGCUCGGAACAGCCUCUCCGCCACGCAGCCUGGUUCCUGGGGAACACGUGCGCCGGUAUCUUUGGCGGCCUGCUUGCCUAUGCCAUUGGCCACGUGGAAACCAUUAAGCCCUGGAAGGCGGUGUUUCUCAUCUUUGGCGCCGCGACGGUGGCGUGGUCCGUGGGCAUCUUCUUCCUCUUGCCGGAUACGCCUAUGGAGGCGAGGUUCCUGAAGGAGGAGGAUAGGAAGAAGGCGAUUUUGCGGGUCAAGGAGAAUAUGACGGGUAUUAAGAGCGACAAGGUGAAAUGGGGACAGGUGAAGGAGGCGUUGUUGGAUGUGAAGAGUUGGUUGAUUGUGGCGCUGCAGUUGGCUUCGAAUAUUCCCAACGGAGCUGUGACUACGUUUUCGAGUAUUGUUGUCCAAGGCUUUGGCUUUAGUACCUUUGACACCCUCCUCCUCGGCUGCGUCACCUACCUCCUCCAACUUGUGCUGGUGCUCUUCGCCACCAGCGGAAGCAGCUACUUCCGCAACUCGAGAACCUACUUCAUGGCAUUCAACUACGCUAUCGGCGUGACGGGCGCGGCUAUGGUGCGGUAUAUUGAUCCUCAUAAUCGGUGGGCACGGUUUGCUGGCACUGUCCUCGCCGGCGGAUAUAGCGCCAACUUUCCCCUGAUCAUGUCCCUCAUGUCCGGUAACUUUGGUGGUUUCACAAAGAAGACUACCCUCAAUGCCAUGUCCUUCAUCGCCUACUGCACCGGUAACAUUAUCGGUCCGCAGCUGUUCUUCGAGCGCGAAGCACCAACCUAUCAAUCUGGAUUCCUGGCACUGAUGAUUUGUCUUGCGUUGGGGUUCGUCAUGUGCUGGGUUAUUCGGUUCUAUCUUAUGUGGGAGAACAGUCGACGAGACAAGGUUGUUAGUGCGGAGGAGGUGGCUGCGUUUGAUGAGGCGCGACAUGGGGUUAUGGUGAACUUGACGGAUAUGACGGAUAAGGAGAUUCCGCAGUUUAGAUAUGUGUAUUAG
This is a messenger RNA of Pochonia chlamydosporia 170, 1488 nucleotides long. RefSeq names its product major facilitator superfamily transporter. Gene Ontology annotation, biological process: allantoate transport; tripeptide transport; transmembrane transport. Gene Ontology annotation, cellular component: plasma membrane. NCBI's taxonomy places the organism in Eukaryota, Fungi, Ascomycota, Sordariomycetes, Hypocreales, Clavicipitaceae. The coding region runs from base 1 to 1488 and encodes 495 amino acids. The transcript has 5 exons. Gene Ontology annotation, molecular function: dipeptide transmembrane transporter activity; allantoate transmembrane transporter activity. The record is from RefSeq and is a predicted model, not a curated record.